AUGAACAACGUAAAUUACAAAGAGGAACACAUUGUGAACUCACGUGGAGUGAAGCUUUUCACGUGCCGAUGGGCACCUGCAGAUGUUGAUCCAAAAGCUUUGAUUUUCUUGUGCCAUGGUUAUGGCAUGGAGUGCAGCAUCUCAAUGAGAGCAGGUUGUGCUACCAGGCUCGUUGAGGCCGGGUACGAAGUCCAUGGCAUCGACUGUGAAGGCCACGGAAAGUCGUCUGGUCUGCAGGGACUGGUUACCAAUUUCGAUGAUCUUGUCGAUGAUUUGUCCGAACAUUUCACUAAUAUUUCUGAGAGGAGAGAAAAUAGGGGGAAAAUGAGGAUUCUAUUGGGCGAGUCCAUGGGUGGGGCAAUGGUUUUAAGACUUCAUUUAAAGAAGCCCGAUUAUUGGGACGGCGGGAUCCUCGUUGCACCUAUGUGUAAGAUUGCUGAUGAUAUUAGACCAAACCCAUUGGUGAUUAAAAUAUUGAUUGCUUUGUCUCGGGUUAUCCCCACCUGGAGACUUACCCCAACUCCAGACAUUAUUAACAAAGCAAUUAGAGACCCACAAGUUGUCAAGGAGGUUAGAUCAAAUCCAUACACAUACAAAGGCUUGCCCCGUCUGCAAACAGCCCACCAAUUAUUUAAAGUCAGCAUGGAUUUGGAAACAAGACUACACGGGGUCUCCUUGCCCUUCAUUGUCCUUCAUGGAGAGGACGAUAAAGUGACUGACCCGUCUGUGAGCAGAGUUCUUUACGAGUCUGCUCGCUCAUCGGACAAGACUUUCAAGCUGUACCCUGGGAUGUGGCACUCCCUGUCAUAUGGUGAGCUCCCGGAAAAUAUCGACACUGUGUUUUCCGACGUUUUUCAGUGGCUGGACCGCAAGUCUGCCGCCAGAAACGCCCAACUCGAGGAGCAGAAGAAGUUUGGUAACGAUCAAAAUUCGCUCGAAAUUGGAUCCAAGUGA
This is a messenger RNA of Striga hermonthica, 954 nucleotides long. NCBI's taxonomy places the organism in Eukaryota, Viridiplantae, Streptophyta, Magnoliopsida, Lamiales, Orobanchaceae. The record is from the annotation of a GenBank genome assembly.